GCUCCGGCGGUCCCCACGUGGAUGGAAGAUGGCCGCGUUUGCGGACCUGAAUAUCCUCUACUUGCCGGAGAAAGAAGCCUUGCAGAAGUUGGUGGAGGCUGCAGCGCACCUUGGCUAUUCAACUGUGGCAAUCAAUUAUGUUGUCAACUAUGAAGAAAAGAAAAAAGAAAUUGUCAAGCCAAUGACUCCCGCAGAACUGUUUUCAUCCUUGCCUCUUGUACAGGGGAAAUCCAAGCCAAUUAAGAUUUUAUCAAGACUGACACUAGUGGUUUCUGAUCCAUCCCACUGCAAUGUUCUAAGAGCGACGUCUACAAAUAUCAAAUAUUAUGACAUCUUUGCUGUAUUUCCUAAGAAUGCGAAACUCUUUCACGUGGCAUGCACAACCUUAGAUGUAGACUUGGUGUGUGUUGAUGUGACAGAAAAGCUGCCCUUCUUCAUCAAGAGACCGUCUGUCAAUGUGGCAAUAGAGCGAGGUGUCUACUUCGAACUUAUUUAUGUUCCUGCCAUCAAAGACACCACAAUGCGACGGUACACAAUCUCGAACACCUUCAGCCUGAUGCAGAUCUGCCGUGGAAAGAAUAUCGUUCUGUCCAGUGGAGCUGAAAAGCCUAUCCAAUUGCGAAGUCCAUAUGAUGUGGCUAAUUUAGGUUGGUUGUUCGGCCUUUCAGAAAGCAAUGGCAAGGCAGCUGUUUCAACCAACAGCCGAGCUGUCCUUCUGCAUGGAGAAGCCAGGAAAACCGCCUGUGGAGUGGUGUAUACAGUGAAGAAACCUCAACCUCCAGAUGAUGAUGAUGAUGAUGAUGAUGAUGAUGAUGAUGAUGCUCCACUCAGUAAAAAAGCUAAAACAGAUUUGUGAAUUACAAGUUUACCUCUCUGACACCCAUCAUCAGCCCAAACCUCCAAAGCUGUCUUACCUUACCAGAUGAAAAGGAGGAAUCUUAUCCCUAAGUUGACAUGAGUAUCUACUUAGGUGAAUUCUCUAUAUAGACUUUAGGAGAAAUAGAUGAUGCUCCUUGAAUAUUGACUGGCGAAAAAUGGCAAUACAACAUUUGAAAGAAUUUGUAUAUAGCUGUGCCACCUUUUAUAAUAAAUAUAUCUUAUCAAAUGCAACUUUCACUAUCCGUUUGCCCAUGAUCAAAACAAGAAUUGACAUUCUACAUAUGCAACCUAGAUUUUUUUUGUAAAAAUAAAAUAAAAAUUGUGUUGGCUUUUAUUAAUCCGACUUACAUUUGCAUGCUGAAAAUCAUUACAGUACUGUAAUUUCAUCACAGGAUUAUCAUGUUACAAGAAUUCCACAUUUGAGUUCCUGAUUACAAAGUUCUUAACGCAGCACACUGUUGGUAAUCAUUUGAAGAAAUUGCAGCUUGAGCUAUGAGCAAAGUUUCUGUCACAUUACUCACAGCUAUAAUAGUGGAGCAUCCAGAUUAUUUGUGUGAUUCAACUAGAAGAACUGUCCUAUCCUGGGUUGAGAAGUAACCAUGCCCUGCCACUUGAAGUAUGAGACAAGAUCAAGUUAGGUCAGAGACAAUGUGUAUUUGUCUGAAACAAGGCAAUAAACACGUACAUAUUUGUAAGA
Molecule: messenger RNA, 1576 nt
Organism: Pantherophis guttatus
Lineage: Eukaryota; Metazoa; Chordata; Lepidosauria; Squamata; Colubridae
Gene: RPP30
Product: ribonuclease P/MRP subunit p30
Biological process (GO): translation; tRNA processing
Cellular component (GO): nucleolar ribonuclease P complex; ribosome
Molecular function (GO): structural constituent of ribosome; RNA binding
Source: RefSeq, a predicted model, not a curated record